UGCGCGCGCAGUUGCCGGCGCCGCAAAAACACGCGCUCACGUUUCCAUGCGUCUCUGCGGUCAGAUGCUCUUCUAUGCUCUUAUUCAUAUUGGCCAAUCACUAGUAGGCUGAUAGGAGGUAAUUGGAUAAUUAUAUUUCACCUACCCGAGACGCCACCAGGAGAUUUGUUAUAUAAGAAGAAACUAAAGUAAGGACUGUAUACUUAUUACAGAACCAUACGCGCUGCUCUGUGAGAGUCAGUGAGCAUCAGUGGCGUUGGAGUUCAAGUCACGUUGCAUCAGAGUAGAUGUGCUCAUACGCUGUGCCAUGGAGGCGAGAGGAAGUGGACAGGUCUGUGUAUAGCGCGAGACAUUUUAACCUCAUUUGCAAUCAUCUCUAGCAGGACUUCAUCACGACUAGAGAAGAUUCUCCUGCCCACGGGAUUUUUAUAGCCAUUUCUUUCUUCAUUCACCCUGUUCUCAUUGCGCCGUGAACGUCGAUAUGGAAUGAACGGGAAAACCUAGUCAGUGUGGAUCUUCGUGGCAUCGCCUCCUGUGAUUUGCUCGCCCCAGAGUUCCGGGACGCAAUGGGUUAGAUAGAAGUCACGGAUGGACCUUCAUUUACACAGAGCACGAGUUUACGUUCAUCUCACAAGGAUUAUACAAAAGACACUUGACUUUUUUUAGAGCAGCUGUUUGAUAAGAAGUGAAGAGGACCUCUACAUUUGAUUCUCUCCGCGAAUUCAGUGAAAGCAUCGGCAUGCGCUUUUGGAGGAAGACGCCGUGGGGUCUUUUGUAUGAACUAUAGGCUUAUGGCGAGGAUUCGCUUGGAAACCUCGGUGUGAUUAAAUUGACCCCCCACCCCUUUUUCUACGUUCUCAAAUGGCUAACGCGCCAAACCAUUCCCGGGGCCGUAAUGAUAGUUAAGGGAGAUAAGUCUUGAAUUCCGCACUGUUCUGUGAUAAGAAAUUUAAUCAGAUACUGGAUAAAAAAAGAAGGAAAAAAGUUCCAACAUAAAACACGACGACGGAAUGAACCAGUCUGGGUGCUUUCCUUUUACUUUCUGGAAAAGGACGGAAAGGGGAAUGAGGAGAGAGCGGUCAGUUUCAGCAGUAAUGGGCUACUGUUGAAGGAGAUGCUGUAAGUGAUGGCGAGGCUGUGCAUAAAACCAUAAUACAGAUCCUUAAUUAGCUUUAUUUAAGAAUGGAACACCAACGCCAAACGGGAUCUGAUUUUAUUUUUAAGUAGUGACAGGAAAAGUGCUGGCUUCAGUCGUAACGAUGGACAAAUCGGUGUCCAGUUAAUACGACAUGCUUUUGUACUGCAUCACAAAGUGGCGCGUGUCAGUUUGAUAUUUCAUCGUGUGGAAAAAGUACACCGAACAGCAUAUGGAUGCGCAUGUUUCAGAUUUCAGACUUAGUGGAGAUUUUUGGCUCCGAGGUGUAGUCUAAAGAAAAACUGUCCGCAGGAGAAUUGCGGAUGGAGUUUCGUCGCGUUUGUCGUGGGGAAGGAGUCCAAGUGUGCACUCCCUGCAUUUGACUGAUAUUAAAAAAAAAGAAAAGGUGGGCCACCAAGUGAAACUGAGUGUGAAGAUGUCCAGAGACUGCUGGCACUGUGGAUAAUUUGGCAGCUUUCACAUUACAACGCACCCCAAAGAGUGGACAGCCAUCCUACGAAUUAUGAAUGUUGAACAAGAUGACCUUCUUCCCACAGCAGCAGACGAUGAGAGGUCCUAGGUGGAACCGGGCCUUGUCCGACCCAUUGUUUAUACUGUUGUUAGCCUUGCAAUUGCUAGUGGUCGCUGGCUUGGUGAGAGCCCAGACUUGUCCAUCCGUCUGCUCUUGCAGUAAUCAGUUCAGUAAGGUCAUCUGUACGCGUCGUGGCCUGCGAGAUGUACCAGAUGGUAUCUCUACAAACACCAGGUACCUAAACCUACAAGAAAAUUUAAUCCAGGUGAUCAAAGUAGACAGCUUCAAGCACUUACGUCACCUGGAAAUCCUGCAGCUCAGCAAGAACCAUAUCCGUAGCAUUGAGAUAGGAGCCUUUAAUGGGUUGGCCAGCUUAAACACACUGGAACUCUUCGAUAACAGGUUAACUACAAUACCUAAUGGAGCAUUUGAGUAUCUGUCAAAAUUAAAGGAGUUAUGGCUGAGGAAUAAUCCCAUUGAGAGCAUACCAGCCUAUGCCUUCAACCGGGUGCCCUCCCUGAGAAGACUGGAUUUGGGUGAGCUGAAAAGGCUCUCCUAUAUUUCUGAAGGUGCUUUUGAAGGCCUAAGCAACCUGCGUUACCUGAACCUUGGCAUGUGUAAUCUAAAGGAGAUCCCUAAUCUCACACCUCUGGUACGCUUAGAUGAGCUGGAGAUGUCAGGAAAUCAGCUUUCAGUUAUACGUCCAGGUUCUUUCAAAGGCCUUGUCCACUUGCAAAAACUGUGGAUGAUGCAUGCUCAGAUCCAGACAAUUGAAAGGAAUGCCUUUGACGAUCUUCAGUCACUUGUGGAGCUGAAUUUGGCUCAUAAUAACCUUACCCUGCUCCCUCAUGACCUAUUCACUCCGUUGCACCAUUUGGAGAGGGUGCACUUGCACCACAAUCCGUGGAAUUGUGACUGUGACAUUCUCUGGCUUAGCUGGUGGCUAAAGGAAGUGGUACCAGCCAACACCAGCUGCUGCGCUCGCUGCAGUACCCCUGCAAGCCACAAGGGAAGGUACAUUGGUGAGUUGGAUCAAAAUUAUUUCCACUGUUAUGCACCUGUCAUUGUGGAGCCACCUGCUGAUUUAAAUGUGACAGAGGGCAUGGCUGCAGAACUAAAAUGCCGAGCAAGUUCACUGACAUCAGUCAGUUGGAUUACACCCAAUGGGUCAAUCAUGACUCAUGGAGCAUACAAAGUACGCAUUUCGGUUCUGAAUGAUGGGACAUUAAACUUUACAAAUGUCACAAUGCAGGACACAGGGACAUAUACAUGUAUGGUUAGCAACUCAGCAGGCAACACCACUGCCUCUGCUACACUAAAUGUAUCAUCAACAGAGAACAGCAGUUUCAGCUACUUUACCACAGUGACAGUAGAGACGAUCGAGCCAACCAAUGAUGAAGGGCACACAAUAGUACACCAGAAAGUGGGUCCAACUCCUUCUUCUGGAGUGUGGGAGACAUCUUCUGCACCUUCAUCAACCACCACCACAACAACCCGAACACAAGUCUCCACCAAGGCCACAGAAAAAACAUACACCAUCCCAGUCACAGCACUGGGAGAUGGCUCCCUCAACACCCUAGAUGAGGUGAUGAAGACCACUAAGAUAAUCAUUGGCUGCUUUGUGGCCAUCACACUAAUGGCUGCAGUUAUGCUCAUCAUCUUCUACAAAAUGCGCAAACAACAUCACCAGCAGAAUCACCAUGCACCAACACGAGCCAUGGAGAUCAUUACUGUGGAUGAGGGCUGCAUGACUGCUAGACCAACCAUGGAGGAUCAUCUGACUAUGCCACCACUUGAGCAUGAGCAUCUUAACCACUACAAUACUUACAAGACAACAUACAAUCAUGCAUCCACCAUUAACUCUAUACACAGCUCUGCACACGAACCUUUGCUUAUUCGGGCCAGCUCAAAAGACAAUGUACAAGAAACCCAGAUCUGAACUCUUUUUCAUAAUGGUAAAAAAAAAAAAAAAAAAAAAAAACAACUCAAAACAAACUAAAAGAAAAAUAUCUGACAUUUUCAAUCUAAAGAAAAUGGCUCAAGGUACUGAUGAUAUGGAAGUCCAUGAGCAACAAAAAGCGAAUGAUGAAGGCAAUUCAAUGACUGUGGGCGCUAGGGUAUGUUAAUUGUUUCAAAGUGUCUUUACCUAACAGAAGUUAUUUAUUUAUGAAAAACUCUAUUGUGGUUAUUUCAAGACAAAAAAAACAUUCUGCAAUUAUUUUUCCAGCAAUCAUUACACCAUGUUUUUUUUUUAGGAUUGGUAAGAAUGGUUGGUUUACUAAUAUGUUUUAAAACUCUCAAUCCUCACAAUCUUUCAUUUCAUACUAUGUGCUGAUUCAGUAAGUUGUUCAUGCCUAACUAUGAAAUUUCCUUCUUGAUUGUCAUGAUUUAUUUAUUUAUUUUAUAAGUCACCACUUUUAAAAUCCCUGCAUGCCAGUUUAGAAGCAACUGUACCACACCAAGCAUCCUAAUGACCAGCUGCUAAUUCCAAUGAAUUUCCUGCUUGAUUAGAGCUGAUCAUGUCAUUGUCAGAACAUAUUGCUCUGGUUUUGAUUAAAUCAGAUGUGUGGUUGGCUUUUCCAUCUCUGAGUUUGGUGACAACCAUGCCAUUAUUUAAAAACAGGUGGAUUUUCUGUCAAAUAUAUGCAUUAUAGUUUGGGUGGAAGGUGAAAAUUUAGGCAUAAUAUAAACCAAAUGUGCUUAAUAGCAAUUUGGAAGGAAUGCUUGUGCUUUAUCCUAAAACUUGAUAAUCUUAAAAUUCUCCUGUAUCAUCUAAAUUAUUUCUUUCAUCUAAAGAAAUAUCUGAAUGAUGUCAGUACCCCCAAAUUUUACCCUACAGAGAUCACUGUGCAUUUCCAUAAAGUAUUUUCCCAGUUGUACCUGUUUGUACCUGUUGUUCAAGAUUCCUUCACCUUGACAAGUUGACAAAAGUCAUUCAAGAUUAAUCACAGUUGAACAUUUUUUCCACUUUUCCCACCACAUUUUGCCUAUAGUAUUCCAUUUAUGAUUGCGUCUCAGACAAAGCAUGGAUUAGGACACAGGCCCAAGGAACAAUAUAUAUAGCCGUGGCUUCAAGCAGAUGUUAGGUUUGCAUCUGCCGCAUAGAUGGCACCAUUUCCAUUUUAAACAAGUCAUGGAGUGUGCUGAGACACACUUUCAAAUACGUCAAUCCUGGGAGCCAUUCAAAGCCUGAUGCAUGAAUCAAUAAGCCAUCAAUGGGAAGUCAGUGCUAGUGCCCUUCAAAUCUAAUGCUAGCCAAAGAUUCCCCAGGUGUCUCUUUAUAGAUUAUGUGAACUGAAACUUUUCCAUGCCUCCAUUUUUACUGUUAAAUUUGUUUAAACAAACAGCAUCAAAACAUUUAAAACAAAUUAUGCUAUGCAAUUAUGCAAUGCAUCCCACUGCUGAUUAAACGAGUAAGUCUCAAGAAGUCUAUAGCCAGAAAAGCAUCCUCCAAUAAUGCGAAAUUAUUAUAAUGAGUUGGCCAACACAGUCACUAUGGUAACGAAUGACCUUGAGUGAGAAGGUAAUAGCUGAUGGAGCACCCACUGACCUGACAGUUUAAUGUAUUCAGAGCUAAAGUACAUGGAGAGACCCGCAUUAGUGCCAAAAGAAGACUCAUUUGAAGUGCAUUGUUCAGAUCAUAAAACCAAUCUUGUAACUGUUUAGCAGGUAAACAUGUUAACAUUAAAUUUCCCUCUAGCAUACUAAGUCAACGUACACAUUGCUUGAACCCAGGAACAUGUUUAAUAAUUAUAAACAAAGUCCCUGCUAGACAACUUCAGUGGGCUCAAAAUUAUGGCUAAAAAGCAUUAGUGAUCAAAGCUCAAACAUCUAUGAGCCUUGAUCAUAGCUUUGAUCUGUUCUCAGAGAAGGAUGAUUAUUGUAAAACAAACAUUUCCAGUAAGACACACACCUGCACUCAAACACAUCACUCACAGGUUCUGGUGUAGGAAGAAAAUCGAAUCACACACACACACAAAAAUAUAGUAAUUCCAAAAUAAUUCAAUUUUGGUACAUGUAAUGUAAUAAUUCAAAAGUCAUAAGAUCAUAAUAAAGCUGAUUAUCCUAAACCUGCUAACCCAAGCCUAAACAUUGGUAAACUAUAACAGGAAUGGACUCAUGAAGCCAUGGUUAUAUAAACAUCUCCUAUGUCUGGUAAAGGUAUCCAUAUUUCAAGUGCUACAUUUCCAAACCCCAUUUCAUAUUCAGUGAUGCCAACCUUGUAAAAUUGAUGAUUAUGCUAGUAAUGCCUUGAGAUCAGCACAUUGUUGUGUGUUUUAUCAACUCUUGCUUUGUUUGUGAACUUAGAUCAUUGUCUUAAAAUUCCAUUCAUAUGAAAAGUCUUUGUCCUUCUGUCUCAUAAUUGUGCUUUGAUUCAAUUUUAGUUCUUUCUCAAAAGCUCUAUGGUAAAUUCUUGUGUGAUGGCUUUUUUUUUCCCUUUUGUCUCAUUAUGAAAGCAUUUGUUUUGUAUUGAAGAAGGAGCAAGUGAGUUUUUCUUUGUUCUGCACAUUUUUUCUUCUUCUUUAAGAAGGAAUGCUGUUCUAGCGAUAGAUUUAUAUAAAAUUACAUUUUGGGGGAAAAAGGGACUUCAAUUUUACAUGUGCCAACCUGUUCUAAAAAAAAAAAAAAUGAAAAAGAAACGUGUUGGAAAACACAAAAUUGAUUUUCAUGUAAGCAUACUUUCAUGACCUUUAAAAAAUCAAUUAUAGAAAAAGGAGUUUGUAGUUCAUACACAGAAAUAUGGUUACAAAUAAACUAUUGUUGUUUUUUUCUGUAUGACCUGCUUUUUAUGGCGGUAUCUGAAAGACAGUAA
Messenger RNA from Hemibagrus wyckioides, 6480 nucleotides. It is a transcript of the gene lrrc4ca, whose product is annotated as leucine rich repeat containing 4C, genome duplicate a. Gene Ontology annotation, cellular component: plasma membrane; postsynaptic density membrane; glutamatergic synapse. Bases 1663 to 3606 code for a protein of 647 amino acids. Lineage: Eukaryota; Metazoa; Chordata; Actinopteri; Siluriformes; Bagridae. The record is from RefSeq and is a predicted model, not a curated record. The transcript has 3 exons. Gene Ontology annotation, molecular function: cell-cell adhesion mediator activity. Gene Ontology annotation, biological process: modulation of chemical synaptic transmission; synaptic membrane adhesion; regulation of axonogenesis.